Molecule: messenger RNA, 4120 nt
Organism: Lutra lutra (Eurasian river otter)
Lineage: Eukaryota; Metazoa; Chordata; Mammalia; Carnivora; Mustelidae
Gene: MOXD1
Product: monooxygenase DBH like 1
Exons: 12
Coding region: 397-2277 (626 amino acids)
Biological process (GO): dopamine catabolic process; norepinephrine biosynthetic process; octopamine biosynthetic process
Cellular component (GO): secretory granule membrane
Molecular function (GO): copper ion binding; dopamine beta-monooxygenase activity
Source: RefSeq, a predicted model, not a curated record
UCCCGGGCCAGCGCCCCCUCCCGCGCCCCAACAAGCGCCCCACGUUCUCGCAGGACUAGCGUGCUCACUCCUUUCCCCUCGGCCCCAGCCCCUUUUCUCGGCUUCUGCCUCUUCCACCGGGGACGCCCCUCUCUUGCCUCCCCACGGAGCCCAGACCUCGGGGAACGAGACCGGGACGCCGGGACGCAGGUGGCGGGGCGGGAAGCCCGACGGGCCGAGGGUCGCCGGCGGCUGGCAGGGGAGCGGGAGCGGGUGGGGCCCCUCCCCGCAGGCGGGCGCGCGGCGGGCCGAGGGGGCGGGCCCAGGCCUCCCGCGCGCCGCCGCCGCCCCUCCAGCCGCCUCUUCGCUCCUCAAGUCGGCGCGACCCAGGUGCCAGCGGGCAGGAGGCGCCUGAGGAUGUGCGGCUGGCCGCUGCUCCUGCUUUGGGGGCUGCUCCCCGGCGCAGUGGUGGCGGGGGGCUUGGGCCGGGCCCUCCCGCACCGCACCCUCCUCGACUCCGAGGGCAAGUACUGGCUGAGCUGGGGCCCCCGGGGCGGCCGGCUCGCCUUCCGCCUCGAGGUGCGCACCGCCGGCUACGUGGGCUUCGGCUUCUCGCCCACCGGGGCCAUGGCCGGGGCGGACAUCGUCGUGGGCGGCGUGGCCCACGGGCGGCCCUACCUGCAGGAUUAUUUUACAAAUGCAAAUAGAGAGUUGAAAAAAGAUGCUCAACAAGAUUACCACCUGGAAUAUGCCAUGGAAAAUAGCACCCACACAGUAAUCGAAUUUACCAGAGAGCUGCAUACAUGUGACAUCAAUGACAAGAGUAUAACGGAGAGCACUGUGAGAGUGAUCUGGGCGUACCACCAUGAAGAUGUGGGAGAAGCCGGCCCCAAGUACCAUGACUCUAAUCGUGGCACCAAGAGUCUACGGCUGUUGAAUCCUGAGAAAACCAACGUGUUAUCUACAGCCAUACGAUACUUUGACCUGGUGAAUCAGGACGUCCCCAUCCCAAACAAAGGUACAACCUAUUGGUGCCAAAUGUUUAAGAUUCCUGUGUUCCAAGCAAAGCAUCAUGUAAUAAAGGUGGAGCCGCUGAUACAGAGAGGCCACGAGAGUCUGGUCCACCACAUCCUGCUCUAUCAGUGCAGCAGCAGCUUUAACGACAGUGUCCUGGACUAUGGCCACGAGUGCUACCACCCUAACAUGCCUGAUGCCUUCCUCACCUGCGAGACCGUUAUUUUUGCCUGGGCCAUUGGUGGAGAGGGUUUUUCCUAUCCACCUCAUGUUGGAUUAUCCCUUGGCACUCCGUUAGAUCCUCGUUAUGUGCUCCUGGAGGUCCAUUAUGACAAUCCGACUUAUAAGGAGGGCUUAAUAGAUAAUUCUGGACUGAGGUUAUUUCAUACAGCAGACAUAAGGAAGUAUGAUGCUGGGGUGAUCGAGGCUGGCCUCUGGGUAAGCCUCUUCCACACCAUCCCUCCAGGGAUGCCUGAAUUCCGGUCCGAGGGUCACUGCACUCUGGAAUGCCUAGAAGAGGCUCUGGAAGCUGAGAAGCCAAGUGGAAUCCAUGUGUUUGCUGUUCUUCUCCAUGCUCACCUGGCUGGCAGGGGCAUCAGGCUCCGUCAUUUUCGCAAAGGGGAGGAAAUGAGAUUACUGGCUUAUGAUGAUGAUUUUGACUUCAAUUUCCAGGAGUUUCAGUAUCUAAGGGAAGAACAAACAAUCUUACCCGGAGAUAAUCUAAUUACCGAGUGUCGUUACAACACAAAAGAUAGAGCCCGGAUGACUUGGGGAGGAUUAAGCACCAGAAAUGAAAUGUGUCUCUCAUACCUUCUUUAUUACCCAAGAAUUAAUCUUACUCGGUGUGCAAGUAUUCCAGACAUUAUGGAACAACUUCAGUUCAUUGGUGUUAAGGAGAUCUAUAGGCCAGUCACGACCUGGCCUUUCAUUAUCAAAAGCCCCAAGCAGUAUAAAAACCUUUCUUUCAUGGAUGCAAUGAAUAAGUUUAAAUGGGCUAAAAAAGAAGGUCUUUCCUUCAACAAGCUUGUCCUUAGCUUGCCAGUGAACGUGAGAUGCUCCAAGACAGACAAUGCAGAGUGGUCGAUUCAAGGGAUGACAGCGUUACCUCCCCACGUGGAAAGACCGUAUAAAGCAGAGCCUUUGGUGUGUGGAGCCUCUUCUUCCUCUUCCGUGCACAGAAAUGGCUCUUUUGAGCUUCUCGUGGGCUUCAUGGCACUCGGUAGCUUGCUGCACAGCGCACGCCUAUGGUCCUCAUUCUGUGCCUGGGGACGAUGUUUCCUGUGAUCCGAGCGUGUGGGUUAAAGACACUGUGGGCACGAAGAGAGAGCAUGAGGCGUGUGGAGAACUUCCGGUCACACACUCCCUUCCUCUCUGCGUCCAUCCUUCCCCGUCUACCUGAGAGAUGUUGACUGGGUUCUCUCCUUUUGCUCAGAUGUGUCUGAUCACAUGUAUCUGCUGCCAAUAAAGCAAAAGUAGACUGACUUAACACGACCUUUUUAACAAUUUGGACAAAGUCAAGUGGAAGGGAAAGAGUUCUUUAUUUCCUUCCAUGUUUCAUUUUAUUUAAAGACUCAUCAUCAUUAUUUCACUUUUCUUUGGUGAUUUGGCUUCCAGAUUCCUUUCUUAAAAGGAAUCUAAAUCUUAAAAUGCUUUCAUCUUAAAAAUGUAAAAGAAAGUACGUUCUCUUCCACGUUUCGUCUUCUUUAUUGUUCUUUGGGUGUGACUUCCCCAGUGUAAUAAUGGUCCUUUCUUUCCUUCAGUGUUGAUCCAGCUGUGCCCUUUCUGUGAAAAACUGAUGGGCCCCUGACCUCAGUGCGUUUCAGUGAUACCCAUUCCAGCUUCUCGGUUUAUCUGGGUCUACUAGUACUCCUGAACUACCCCAAACCCAUCUUAAAAUAAUUUCUUUUUCCUUCCCCACCCAGCAUUGGCCAGGUGAGUUUUUUUUCUUGAGCUCUGUUACCCUCUAAAAAGAAAGAAGCUACGGGAAACACAGAAAUGGUAUAUAAUGGUUGUAGGCUGAGGAGAAAACAUAGCUGGCUGCAGACCCUGUGCUGUGAGGGGUCCUUCAUGAGGUUCUAGGUCAAAGGCCCAGUAAUUCGAGCCAGCGUAGGAGGGUGUGAGGUCCCUGUAGGACCUCACUGACCAGGUUGGGUGUCAUGCGUGAGGCAUCCUGGCUCAAUUUGAGUCAUAGUUGCUAUGGUAGAUUUAUUUUUAUAUUAGUUAAUAAACUAACUUUCCUUAGUAAAGUCGUUGCCAGUGGAAAAUCGUGUCACUUUUUAGGUUCCCUUUGUGUAGUUCAGGCAAAUCUCAUUGUAUGUCCUUUCCUCAUUUCUUAAGCUAAGUCUGUUUGGAUCAUAUACAGGCUAGAAAGGGAUACAGGAAUUUUAGAAGUUUGCAUUGGUGGAUUCAGGGAAUCUCCUUUUUCAGUUGAUGUUACUAAGAAUAAAGCUGACAUUCUUCUUCUCUUAGGAAUUCUUAUGAAUGUAUAAUUGUGAGGCAUUGACUCUAUAUUUGAAAUUAGGAUAGGUUAUCUGUUGAAAAUCCGGUAGGAUUCUGAUUAUAUUCUAAGUUAGUUUUCUCUUACAGUGAGUAGACCUUCCUGAAGAGCCCAGGCUUUCUACUCUGCCCUCGGUCUUGUUGCAUGACCUGUUUCCUAGGCUAGCAGGAUUUCCUGAGACCAAAGGCAGAUCAGAAUCUCCAGGUCCGAUGGUCCCUGCUGUGAUCCUUAAUGCAGGAAGUGUAGGAAACACGUAGGUGAUGACACCAAUAUUCAUCAAAGCUGGAUGAGGUUCAGGGGUACCUUGGAUGAUCACUCUCUCUGAAGGAGUCUCUGGCAGGAUCAAGAGAGUCCUAGUGGUGAUAAGAGAGAUGCAGUCCGCAGAUGGAAACCUAUUAAGACCUUUGAACUUCAUCUUAAUGGCUAUGGAGGCCAACGAUGAGUGGCAAACAGAAGGACAUAGGGAAGCAUGGUAAUUGCGUUGUACCUAAUUGUACUGUACAAUUUGUUCACCCAAAUUUAUUGUUGGAUACAGAAGCCAUCUCCUGUUUUCUAGUAUGAUAAACAUUGUUGUGAUUAUAAGUAUUUCCUUACAAUAAAUUGCUCUAAGUAUAAUCGCAGAAUUAAUAA